Bombus terrestris (buff-tailed bumblebee) is the source of this 2472-nucleotide messenger RNA. It is a transcript of the gene l(2)dtl, whose product is annotated as protein lethal(2)denticleless. Bases 101 to 2095 code for a protein of 664 amino acids. Gene Ontology annotation, cellular component: nucleus. Gene Ontology annotation, molecular function: protein binding; protein-macromolecule adaptor activity. The record is from RefSeq and is a predicted model, not a curated record. The transcript is spliced from 8 exons. Gene Ontology annotation, biological process: proteasome-mediated ubiquitin-dependent protein catabolic process; mitotic G2 DNA damage checkpoint signaling. Lineage: Eukaryota; Metazoa; Arthropoda; Insecta; Hymenoptera; Apidae.
CUUGACAUAGAAGUGCGGGAAAACUGACAGAUUUUCCCGCUUACAAUUUAAGUAUUUACACUAUUUUGUGUAAUAAAUAUUAAUUUCAUGCAGUUUCAGAAUGAAUUUAGUGCAUUCUAUCGUAGAACGAGAAAAAGGAUCUGCAUCAAUACACGAUUAUGAUGUUGCUUUGUAUCGUUUGAAAUGUUAUAAAGAUGAUGUGUAUAAAGGUAUAACACCAAAUACAGAUGCACUGGAUUUUAAUCCAGAACCGCCAGUUUUUGCAUGCCGAUUUUGUACUACAAAAGGAUACGAACAAAUAAUUGCUUUAGCUAAUGAAGAUGGAAAAAUUGCAUUACAAGAUACAGAUAUCCAAAGUAUGUCAAAUCAACCAUUGGAAGGAACACAGGCACAUCGUAAUGCAAUAUUUGAUGUUGCUUGGAUGCCAGGAGAAUUAAAGCUAGUUACAGCAUCUGGAGAUCAUACUGCUAGACUUUGGGAUGUAUCUGGUUCUGAAAUAAGACAAAUUGAUUGUUUCCAUGCUCAUAUUAGAAGUGUUAAGACUGCAGUGUUUCGUUAUCAGGAUCAAGCUGUAUUUGCAACUGGAGCUAGAGAUGGCUCUAUCAUGGUAUGGGAUAUUAGAGCUAAUCAUUAUGAACGACCUAAACCAGAUAAUUGUAUUAUUAAUGCACAUAAUGUUGGAAAUAUAAGUAAUGUGCGACAGCGUAGGGUAAUCACCCAUUCAUCUAGAGCACAAAGUAUUACUGGAUUGGUAUUUCAGGAUGAUUUCACUUUAAUUUCAUGUUCUGCUGGAGAUGGUUUAAUAAAAGUCUGGGAUUUGCGUAAAAACUAUACUGUUCACAAAAAAGAUCCUUUAGCUAAACAUACAAUGAAUUAUACUGGACAUAGUACAAGGAAUGGAUUUUCAUCAUUGUUAAUAUGUCCUGCAACAAUUACACUAUAUGCAAGUUGUAUGGAUAAUAUUAUAUAUGCAUAUAAUAUAUCAUCUUACAAUCCUAAACCAAUUGCAGAAUUUUAUGGACAUCAAAAUCGUACUUAUUAUGUUAAAAGUUGUUUAAGUCCUGAUGGACGUUAUCUUGCUAGUGGUUCCAGUGAUGAACUUGCAUAUAUUUGGCACACAAACAAACCAGGAGCCCCAAUCGUACAACUUUUAGGACAUACAGAAGAAGUUACUUGCAUUGCUUGGUGUAGUGUUCGAGAGACAAAAAUAGUAACAUGUUCUGAUGAUUCGUGUCAUCGAAUUUGGAAAGUUGGCCAUGAACAUAAACUAGAUAAUGAAGAAAUAGAAAUACGUGGUCGUGCAGAAGCUAUCUUUAAUAAAAAUCCAUUGGAAAAUCUAAAACUUGAAACUACACCAACUAUUACGCGGCGUUGGGUUAUAUCUCAAGAACACACACCAGGAUCUGAUACCACACCUAAUGCUACACCUGGACCAAGUUCAUCAGAUACUUACAAUCAAGUAGAAGAUAGUCGAAAUCAGUGUAAUGUUACUACUUCAAUGAAAAGAAAUUAUUUUCAAAUGAUGAGUGGAUCUUGGUCUGAUGGAAAAUUUAAGUCAGUUUUAUCUCCUAUACAAGAAAACCUCACAUCUGCUCGCGUUGCAAAACGUAUUCAUUUAGAAAAUCGCGGUGCACGAAGAUUGUUUAGUCCAUGUAAUGAUAAUAGUUCGUUACUGAACAGAGGCUACGAAUCUGAUGAACCCAGUACAAGUUCAUCUAGUAGAGAAAACAGGAAUAAUGAAAUUCAUUUUUCACCUACGUCGAAUCUUCCAAAUUUUGUAAUUGAUGGCACAGCGCCGCAUUUACUUCAAUUAUCUCCAGAAAAGUACAAAGAAAAUGUCGAUUGGUUAACAAGAAUACGAAGAGAAAAAUAUGGAAAAGUCAGAAAAACAUUAUCAGAAAAGUCGGCUAGCCCUGUCUCUUGUACAGUGCUUACUAGGAGAAAUACUAGAUCACGAUCGACAGAACCACAAAAAGUAUCUAAAAUGCCGAGAAAUUCUCCUCUCUCUUUAUUAAAUUUCUUUAAAGUUACUGGAAAAGACUGUGAAACAAAUAUGUGUUGUGAUGAUAAUGUAAUACCUUCUGCGAAAUCUUAAAAACAGUCAUGAAUUUCUUUAAUUGUCAGAAAGAUUACAUUUUAUCUGUGUUAAAUUUCAUAUAAACUUUUUAUUAGAAAUAUUUUAUAACAAAAAAUUACAUUCAAGAUGUUAACCUAUGAAUGUGAUACAAACAUCAGCGCGCUUUUUGUUUACGAUGUAGUACCUUAUAAAAAAUUAAUAGGACUUGAAACAAUAAAUAUCAUACUGUAAGAUAAAUAUGACAUAACAUACAAGUGUUAUAAAAUAGGUAAAAAUAGAUUAUAUACUCACAAGUGUCAUGUUCGAGUGAUAACAGCAUACUUUUAUACGCAAUCAUAAAUUAUAUUUAUAAUAUAUUACAAUAAUAAAAAGUUUUGUUAAUUUUUUUACUAAUA